GGCGGAAUGUGAUGUGUGUAUUUAGUGUGUGUACAUUUGUGUAGAUACAAUGUUUAAGACGUGUGUGAUACUCGGGUUGGCUUGUGUCUUGCUGCAAGUUGCGGCUGACGAUGAUUUUGGUCCCGGAACUUGGAAGGUCCACUUCAUAGAGAAAUGCGAUCAACACAACCAUAAGUUCAUAUUCGACAUAAAACAGAAGAAAAUUAAUAGAACCCACGACGGAUUCAAUGGAAACCUUAUACUGGACGAAGAUUUCGACGAGUUUUUUGGAGUCCGUAUAGAUAUAUGCAAGCACGUAGACGGCGGGUGUAAGCAGUACCAGGUGUUGUCAGACGACUGUUUCAUCAAUUUCGUCAACAAAUACGCCGAGGAAAACGCUAAGGUCGCUUUGACAUUCGCCGGUGUAGUUCCACCUGAGUUUCCAGUACAUUCGGGCAAUUACGAGUUAAACGACUAUAUAUUCGACUACUCGGAGCUCCCAAGCGACGGGUGGUACGGCUACUUCUGUGCCAAGGCCUUCGUGCUGCAAGGAUCCGAAGAGGUCGGCUGCGUGGAGAUCCACGUCGAAUUCAUCAAAAUAGAAGAAGAUGAGGAUGACUAGACAAUGUUAGCUGUUGAUGAUUGAGUAUAAG
Messenger RNA from Spodoptera frugiperda (fall armyworm), 632 nucleotides. RefSeq lists its product as uncharacterized. The record is from RefSeq and is a predicted model, not a curated record. Bases 50 to 601 code for a protein of 183 amino acids. Lineage: Eukaryota; Metazoa; Arthropoda; Insecta; Lepidoptera; Noctuidae. The transcript is spliced from 4 exons.